This is a messenger RNA of Microthlaspi erraticum, 227 nucleotides long. The record is from the annotation of a GenBank genome assembly. Lineage: Eukaryota; Viridiplantae; Streptophyta; Magnoliopsida; Brassicales; Brassicaceae.
CCUUGGUUGGAAUUAUGUCCGAGAAAGUUUUCGGGUUCGACGCAAAAGGAAUUGAUAAUGUUAAAGACUAUGGUCGUGAGGCUGAGGCAUUGUCGAAAGGGAUCAUGUGGAUGAUGGCUGUCCCGUUUGGAUUGUGUUGUCUUUGUUACACUCCUUUACAUUUUCUCUUUAGGAAAGAUCGAAAAAUCGACACUACUCCGAGUUCAAGGGAAAUGGAGAUGAUGUGA